This is a messenger RNA of Penicillium brevicompactum, 2268 nucleotides long. Its product is annotated as arrestin (or S-antigen), N-terminal domain protein. The coding region runs from base 1 to 2268 and encodes 755 amino acids. Gene Ontology annotation, cellular component: cytoplasm; cytosol; plasma membrane. The transcript has 8 exons. Gene Ontology annotation, biological process: ubiquitin-dependent endocytosis. Gene Ontology annotation, molecular function: protein-macromolecule adaptor activity; ubiquitin protein ligase binding. Lineage: Eukaryota; Fungi; Ascomycota; Eurotiomycetes; Eurotiales; Aspergillaceae. The record is from RefSeq and is a predicted model, not a curated record.
AUGAUCAGUCAGAUCCGACCUGAAAAGUUCAAAGUUUUGUCAUUAACCACGAUUGCAUCUCCACAUCGAGCCGAUCUCCUACCGCAGAUCUAUUACGCUCUGAAUCGGUUAAAUGUCGAAACAGGAGCAUUCUCACAACUGACUCGAAAAUACAUGACUGAGACAUUUAACCCCAAUACUCCCGACGUGGAAGAUGUCCGAUAUUUCUCUUACGGUGCUGCGGUUCAACCGAGUAUAUGGUCCGCGUUUCGACUAUCGCAUCGGAUUCUUGAACAAAGCGAGGGGCCGAACGACGGGCUAGUCAGUGUAUCUAGUAGUCGCUGGGGAGGUGAAGCGGGCUACAAAGGGACGCUCAUGGGCGUGAGCCAUCUGGAUCUCAUCAAUUGGACCAAUCGACUGAAGUGGUUGGCCGGUGAGAUAACUGGCAAUAAACGGAAAGCCCCGCCAGGGCCCGGGCGCUCCGCCGCCAUGUCCGCAAACAUUGUGUUAGACAGCCGCCACACUCAUUACACGAACUUGGAUUUCUUGUCUGGCAAGGUAGUUCUACAGCUGCCCACGGAGGCGGCUAUCGGGGGAAUACAGGUCAAAUUGGAAUGCGAGAGCCGCACACGUCUGUCGGGGCCCAAACACCCCAACCAUGUAAACUCGGACAAAAAACGGACGGAGCUCGAAGUGCACAAGAUCCUCUACAAGGUCGCUACCGUCUUCCCCACCCCCGGUGUGAUGCAAAAUGGGUCGCCCGCGCCUUCAUAUACUUUUGCUGCGGGGAGCUACGAAUACCCGUUUCAGUUCAAGUUUCCUUUUAAUAAUUCAUGCAACUCCACUAACAGCAUGCUCACCAAUUUAAAUUUCUCUGGGCUGAAAGUCGAAGUAGCCAAAGAUACCAACCGACAUGUCAGAAAGACUCUCCCACCUUCCCUGAGUGGGUUCCCAGGCGAAGCGGAUAUCAAAUACUUCGUCAAAGCUACGGUUAUCCGACCACAGUUCUACAAGGAAAAUAUCAGAUCCAAGAUCGUGCCUCUGAACUUCCUACCAAUCGAGCCUCCAAGAACUGGAAACCCCAAUGAGGAAACUUACGCUAGGCGGCAGCACCAAUUUUCUAAAAUCCAGCCAGGCUCCAAGAAAAAGAGCAUCUUCUCACGAGGGACCACUGGACUUCGUGAUAUCUAUUCAGAACCUCCCAGAGUGUCGGUUGAUGCUCGUCUUCCCAACCCGUCUAUUCUCACUUGCAACGAACCAGUACCACUCCGUCUCUUGGCCAAGAGGCUGAAUGAUGGACCGGAUAUCCUCUUUCUCCAGAUGUUGCAAGUGGAACUAAUCUCUUACACAAAAAUACUGGCACACGAUCUCACGCGCACUGAAAGUGGUUCUUGGGUGAUCGUGAGCCGCAGCAAUAUGAACAUCCCGCUAGGCAAGCCGGAGGAUCCCAUAGGCACCGAUUGGACCAUUGACCCAGGAUUAUGGAAUCGGUAUCCCUUACCCAACUCGGUGGCACCGUCCUUUGAGACAUGUAACAUUGAAAGAUCUUACGAGCUGGAAGUUCGACUAGGAAUGACCCAUGGUAAUGCCCGAGAGAUGAAGCCCCAGCUCAUCGUGCUUCCUUUGCGAAUGCCAGUUAAGGUCUUCUCUGGAAUCGCACCCCCACAAGCUCUCCUGGAUGCAAUGGCCGCAGCUUCUCUCCAACAAGGAUCCGAAAAACCCCAACCCAGUCUUCCAACGGAAACCGGAAUCGACCGGCCACCCAUGCCACCCCGACCAAGCGGCGAGCCUGUUCCCGUGAACUCAGGCGACCCAUAUGCGGAUGCUCCGCCUAGCUACGAGGAUGCAAUGGCAGAUCAUCUUAGCCCAGUGGAUGGGCCCCGCCGCGAGUAUCACCCACCAGAGGCCUCCCCAGUGGAACCUGGAGCUGAUUCCAAGCCCACAGCCCAGGGUAAGGACUCUGAGGACGGGCCCGCGGCAGAGGGAUCCUCGACGCCCCGUCGACGCGAUCACCGUUCUUCCUCGGAGUCCUUUGACAUGCUUCCUACCACACCACCAGAGUCCCAGUCUGGCUCCCCUCCUCCGUCCCCGACUAGACGCCCUGGCAGCAUGAUGAAAAUCCCUCGGAACCCUGUUGAAGAUGAAAGCCCACCGCAGUACGAGCCUGUCGGUGGCGGUCAGCAGGUUGCUCAGUCGCAGCGUCAACCUUCCAGGAAUAAUCGCCCCAUGAACCUCGGCGUUCCAAAUCGGAAACCUGUACCACGAAGUCCGCAUAAUCAAGGUCACUAA